Molecule: messenger RNA, 3374 nt
Organism: Phytophthora nicotianae INRA-310
Lineage: Eukaryota; Oomycota; Peronosporomycetes; Peronosporales; Peronosporaceae
Exons: 3
Coding region: 8-1966 (652 amino acids)
Biological process (GO): ubiquitin-dependent protein catabolic process; protein ubiquitination
Cellular component (GO): cytosol; ubiquitin ligase complex
Molecular function (GO): ubiquitin protein ligase activity; metal ion binding; ubiquitin binding
Source: RefSeq, a predicted model, not a curated record
AAACACCAUGGAGCGCUCGCACUCUGCUCGAGUGACACAGCUGGGCGAGCUGGUGACGGGCCGCCGCUACCUGUUGCUCACAGUAUUAGCCACGGGCAUCGCCGCUGCAAGCGCAGCGCAGCGGCUGCGCAACCUCCCUCCCUCGGAGUCUCUGUCGUCCGCGACACAGCUCUUCGUCGCAGAGCUCAUGAGCUCGCGCAUCAGUGCGAUGAUCGUGCUACACUUCCUCCUGGUGGCCAUGUACCAUGCCUUCCUGCUACUGGCGCGUGCGGCGUUGGGUGCGCUGCGGCCGCUGGAACUGCAGCUGACGAAGGAAACGCUCAUCCCAUUUGUCCUGCUGCGUUGCCAGCUGCUGGUGAGCACGAUGGAGCCUGGUGGGCAGCGAAUGGAGAUAGGGAUGCUCGUGGUGUGGCUCGCUGCGUUGGCAGUGCUUCGCGCGCUGUUGGCGUUGACCCAAGCGAGGUUCCAGCACCUCCUGACUCGGCCCAUGACGCAGCUGGGGGACUUGCAGCGCCUUGGAGCAGUAUUGGGCGGUGUUAUCUUGCUGAAUCUUGGGCUAGCGGCGACGUGUUCGCGUCUAAGCCUCUUUUCGGAUAGAAUCGUACACGUGCCGUGGUUUGAGGCGUCACUUAUGCUGCUGAAGACGCUGGAACUAGGUGUACAGGUCGGUUUCCAGAGUCUCGACGUGCGUGCAGCUUCUUUCUCGGAGGAAGACGACUCUGGACCGGGAUACUCGGAGAACAGCGAGUUCCACUUGCUCCUGCUACAGACUGUGUUAUCUGGCUGCUACUUGGUGCAGCUGGUGUUGUAUUAUCUCUAUGUUAUCAGCGUUGACCAGUUCCGAGUGAGUCUCUUUGAUCUGAUCCUGAUCCUCAACGUGAAGAACGCGACAGUGCGGCUGCUAGACAAGAUCAAGCAUGUGAAGUUGUAUCACCAGGUGGUGCUGGAUCUGGAUCACCUGUUCCCUGACGCUACAUCUGACGAGCUGGAGAGCGUGGCCGACGAUGUGUGCGCGAUCUGCUUGAAGUCAAUGCCUACACAAGCCAAGAAGCUGCGCUGUGGCCACCUUUUCCAUCGACUAUGUCUGCGUCAAUGCCUUCAGAAGGCGUCGGUGAGCGAUGCUAUUGCAGGACUGGACCCGUUGACGCGCAUGGCCAAUGGUCUGGGUAUGGAAGGUCCGCUACCACCUGCUGCGGGUGGUUCCAGUAGUAGCUCAACUUCCAUGCGCUGUCCGAUUUGCCGUAAGCAAGUGUGCGGUGGAAAAUGUGAUGAAAUGACUUCUGUUGAGCCCGAGCAGCACCACACUCGCCAGCCUGAAGCGGAAGCAGCGGAGACUCCACAAGCCGGACAGCAACUCGCCAUUCCACAACAACAACCACAGGCGCAACCAGCUGCAGGUCCAGGUGCUGCCGCUCCCGAGGAAGUGCUUCGCUUCAGCACGGCGUUCCUGUCACGGUGGGUGCCAUUCCCGAACUUCUCAUUCGAGAUCGUCCGACAUCGCGGUGUGCGCAACUUCGAGGUGACGCAGGAAAUGCUUCAACAGAUCUGGGAGGUCUUCCCUCAGUAUACUCCAGAGGAGAUUCGAGCGGAUCUUACUCGCACGAGAUCGGUUGAACGCACGAUGGAGCGGAUUCUAAACGGACGGUUGGACGAACAGCGGCUGGCGAUGGAACAGCGCAACACAGAUCGUGCGGACAUGGAUGCAGGCGGUGUACUCGGUGAUGCCGUUAUUGAUCUGGGCGAGGAUUUUCGAUGGAGCCUCUCGACAUUAGCGUCAGCAUUGUGGGGUUCCAACGUUCAAGCACGAGCACCUACACCAGUGACAGAAGCUGCCUCUGCGUUGCCUCGUCAGCAAGCUACCAAUGUUGCUCCUGUUGAUGAAAACCUACGUCAUGAACGUGGCGAAGCUGAAAGAGAGCCGCUGUUGCAUCGGCUAGAGCGUUGGCGUGGUCAACGACCAGCAUAAGACUAUUUCGUUUCAUGACAUUUUCAUGCUGAUGCAGUAUCAACGUCGGCUUUAUUUUGGAUUAUUGAUGAAGACGAUGCUCAGUAAAUCUCCAGCUCAACAUUCGGAUCGACGGCGUACACGGACUUGUACUUGUUGAAUAGCUUUUGAAGUGCCUCAACGUACUGGAUAUGGUACUUCUGCACGUCUUCCUUGGUCGGAUGUUCGAUACGGGGCAAUAUCAGUGCUUCUCCUACGACGGUGAUGAGAUCCACAUCGGUACAAGGCAGAAAGAAGCAUUGCGGUAGACCGAAGAAGAGUACCCCCGGUAUCUUGAACUCGUUCAGUUUAAGACGAAAGUUAAGUAGAUACGGGAAAGUAUGAUAAGCAUACUCCUCGCCGAACGUGUACACUGGAUGCACCUUGUAUCCGUGUUGCAAGGCCAAUUUGAUGAAUCCAAAGCGUUUCUUGAUGUACACACGAUGUUUGCCUCGCUCGUAGAGUGUUGCCUCCUCGAAUCCUCCAGGGAUUAAACACACAUUUUGACCCGUGGCCAUGAAGCGAUGGAAAGUUGAUCUAGACACGCAACUGAAAUCCAUCCAGUUCAACAAGUCCCUCAUAACGGGGAACCAAAAGAGGUUCUCAGCUACGAGCCAUCGACAGUGUGCAUGCAAGAACCCCAUGUGGUGUGCUCCGUUGAAGGCGAAUCCAGCCGAGAGGACGCCGUGCGGGUGGAAGGCGAACAGCGCGCGAUCGUCGGGUUUCACGAAUGGCGAUAAAUCAUUUUCUUCAAUUGCCUUGGUGGCAAUUUCCUUGUUGCAGUGGCCGUCUUCACGAGAAUUCUUCGAGUAUUUUGCAUUCUCAUGUUCUUCAAACACCAAGACGUUGAGACGGAAGUAUGGGUAAUGUAGGAAAACCUGUCGAAAGAAACGCCUCAUAAAUGGCCACUGGUGCAGCGAUGGUCUGGUGAGGUAGUGGUAGCUUUCGUGGAGGACGAUAAAGCCCAAGUAAAUCUGCGCUGAAAAUGGCAUCGGAGGAGCAUCGUCACGUGUAGCUCGUCUCCAGAUCCAUUGCGCUAAGCAGAAUAGCGAGAAGAUCCACAUCACGGCGAAAAACAGGAGACCAAUGACCCAGAGACCAUAGAGAGCCGUGAGGUGGAAGCGGCGCAAGAAUCUCCCUCGCAGCGUACGCAACUCCGGACGGGCAUCAAAGUCUGGCCACGCAGGCGUACGACCGCAAGCCACAUUCGUGAGCCUUGCCAUCACUUCGUUUCCACACACAAUGGCGAGCUCGACCUUUCGGAGGCGUCAUAAAGAUCGUUUCGGUGCGUAUUUGCACGUCUCUAGUAAUUCAUGUAUCAUUUGUCAUCUGGCAACAUGACAGCCUAAUGCACGCACGUCAUGUAUAAUUCGAAUUGCUUACCACCUUC